Molecule: messenger RNA, 327 nt
Organism: Iphiclides podalirius (scarce swallowtail)
Lineage: Eukaryota; Metazoa; Arthropoda; Insecta; Lepidoptera; Papilionidae
Source: the annotation of a GenBank genome assembly
AUGUCACUAAAAGUCGGUCUUAUAAUAACUCUACUGGUAUCUGGUCUUUUUCCGGAAACGCAGGGAAAAACUUGUGGUGGGAUUUUUUUUAUUUGUAGAAAUUUGUUGCAUACAGUUCAAGAGUAUAAAGUAGCAUUAAAGGAUCAAAUGCAAAGCUUAAACGAAGCAGUAGAAAACAAGGAGGGACUUAAGUGUCCAAAUUCCAGAUGUGUUGUAAGCCACGGAUGUCCAAAUUCCAGAUGUGUUGUAAGCCACGGAGUAAUGUCCAAAUUCCAGAUGUGUUGUAAGCCACGGAUCUCCAAACAUCGUGGUUACUAUAGGUUAAAA